Tricharina praecox is the source of this 1418-nucleotide messenger RNA. RefSeq names its product JAB1/Mov34/MPN/PAD-1 ubiquitin protease-domain-containing protein. The transcript has 3 exons. NCBI's taxonomy places the organism in Eukaryota, Fungi, Ascomycota, Pezizomycetes, Pezizales, Pyronemataceae. The record is from RefSeq and is a predicted model, not a curated record. Gene Ontology annotation, biological process: protein deneddylation. Gene Ontology annotation, cellular component: cytoplasm; COP9 signalosome. Bases 127 to 1164 code for a protein of 345 amino acids. Gene Ontology annotation, molecular function: deNEDDylase activity; protein binding; metallopeptidase activity.
CUAAUCCACAUGUGGAAUUGAGCCCCACCAAGCUCACCUUCGGUCAAACCCCACCAAACUCACCUUCCGUCAAACUCCAUCAAGCUUCCCCGCCAUCAUCCGUCACUGCGCAAAGAAACACGAACUAUGGAAGCCGCAGCUAGAGCUCAGUUCGAGGCGGAAAACAAUGUCACCCUCGUAGACUCCACCAAAGACGGCCUUUACGACUACGAUGAAGCGGAGCAGAGAGCCAUAAUCGCCGACCGCCCGUGGGCCGCCGACCCGAACUACUUCAAAUAUGUGCGCAUUUCCGCGGUCGCGCUGAUAAAGAUGGUGAUGCAUGCGCGCUCGGGCGGGUCGCUCGAAGUGAUGGGCCUGAUGCAGGGCAAGAUCGCGCACGAGACGUUCGUGGUGAUGGACGCGUUCCCGCUUCCCGUCGAGGGCACCGAGACCCGCGUGAACGCGCACGAGCAGGCGUACGAGUACAUGGCGCAGUACAUCGACAUCACCCGCGAGGGAAACCGCAAGGAGAACGUCGUGGGUUGGUAUCAUUCGCACCCGGGAUACGGCUGCUGGCUCUCCGGAAUCGACGUCAAUACCGAGAUGAACCAGCAGCAGUUUAUGGAUCCGUUUCUGGCUGUCGUGGUGGAUCCCGAUCGCACUAUCUCGGCCGGGAAGGUGGAUAUCGGCGGGUUCAGGACGUAUCCUGAGGGCCACAAGCCGUCGAGCGCCGACGAGGACGACGAGUACCAGGCCAUCCCGCUUAGCAAGAUUGAGGACUUUGGUGCUCACAGUAGUCGCUACUACUCACUCGAAGUGUCGCAUUUCAAGAGCAGCCUCGACACCCGCCUCCUCGACCUGCUGUGGAACAAGUACUGGGUCGCCACACUCACGAACAGCCCGCUGCUCAACAACCGCGACUACUCGACCAAGCAAAUGCUAGACCUGGCGCAGAAGAUCUCGAAGAGCGAGAGUGCCAUCGCGGGCAAGGCGAGGACUUCACUGCCGGGAAAGAGUGGUGUGUCCGAAAAUGCGCUGCAGAAGAUCAUCAAGGAGAGCAACAAGAUCACGUCCGAGGAGAUAUCCGGUCACUUCAGUAAUGUGGUCAAGGAGAGGGUGUUUUCGCCUAUCGAGGCUCCGGCAACGUCGACGCAGUUGGCUGUGGGCGUGCAGAGGAAUGCUUAGCAAGAUUUUCGUGGAUGCUUCGUGUAUGGCGUUGGAUUACUAUUCCUUUUUGCUGCCUUCUUUCUUUCGCGUGCCUAUCAUGACUCGCGGCUUUACAAAUAAGAUGUCAUGAUCUCAAUCACACUGAUUUGCCUAUAAAUGCUUAAACUAGAUGACAUGAUUAGAGCGGACAGUGUACCUAUUCCAUUAGUGACGCCAAUGAGGUGAUUUUACUUUUUGUGGUGCAUGUUGAUGCGUGCAGGAGAAGAUCGGGG